Molecule: messenger RNA, 952 nt
Organism: Ornithodoros turicata
Lineage: Eukaryota; Metazoa; Arthropoda; Arachnida; Ixodida; Argasidae
Product: DDRGK domain-containing protein 1-like
Exons: 7
Coding region: 63-875 (270 amino acids)
Source: RefSeq, a predicted model, not a curated record
AACCUGUCGUUCGACACGACAGAGCAGAAACACCUCGGGAGCAGAAACACCUUGCGAUCAAGAUGUCAGACCUUGUAAUGAUCCUAACCGGUGCUAUAUCAUUAGUGACUAUAAUUCUUGUUGCCUUGAUAGCAUGGAAAGGCAGUGUGUCAGGAAGCGCACCCGUAGUGGAGGAAGAUGAGGCGAGGCCGCAAGUUGGACGUCGAAAUGUCCGCAGCAGGAUGCAGGCAACACGGCAACUCGUGGACGAUGCGACGCACCGUUCCGCAGACGAGGAGGUAGUGCUGGACGACCUGAUGACCGAGGGCAAGAUUGGGGCGAAGAAACGGAAGAAGCUGGAGAUGAAAGCAGAGAAGAGAGCACAGAGAGAUAGAGAACUGGAGGACCGAGAAGAGCGAAAGCAGAGACAGGCUCAGGAGGAGGAACGUAGAAAGCAAGAGGAGGAAUUGCAGAAGGAAGCUCAAGCGCAAAAGGAGGCAGAAGAAAAGAGACUCCAAGAAGAGAAGGAACGCAAGGAACUGGAAGAAUACCUCAAAUUAAAGGAAACGUUUUCCGUAGAAGACCAAGGUUACGACGCUGCAAACGAUCAGGCACAGAACAAGUUGCAGGAAUUUGUGGAUCACAUCAAGAGAAACAAGGUAGUAAUUCUCGAAGACCUGGCUUCAAAGUUUCAACUAAAGACGCAGGAUUGCAUCGACCGGAUUCAGUCUCUUCUCACCGAGGAGACUUUAGUGGGAGUCAUCGAUGAGCGGGGAAAGUUCAUCUACAUUGUGCGCGAAGAACUGGAACAAGUAGCCCGUUUCAUCAGCCAACGAGGUCGUGUUUCCAUCAGCGAACUGGUGGACAGCAGCAACUCGCUCAUUAACCUCACGUGACACGUAGUGGGGGAAAAAAACAUUUUCAUUCGCACAUGGAAUUGCUUUGACAGACAUUAAAGGUAAUGGCAACAUUG